CUUUAUACAAUUCGCCGUUGCUUCGUAAUCUCUCUUUCUUCUUACCUUCUCCAAUUGGCUUCUCUUUCCCCACAUAUAUAUGUAAGAGAACCCAGUUUGGUAGCUUUGUGAUUUGUGCUGUCCGGUGGCUUUGAGCAAGACACAAUGGCUUUCACGAACGUCUCUUCUCCUUCAACAGCAGCUCUCUCUCGCCUGCAGGUAUGCAAAAACUUCAAAUUGUUCAAUGGCUCACACAGUGUGAAUCCCUCUCUGGCAAAAGGGUAUGCUUCCGAUUUGCCCUUGAUCCAGCUGGGUGGCAAAUUGUCCGUAAGUAUUAAGGGUGUUGGUAGAACUAGAGCUACAGUGAUAUCUGGAGAAGGUGACCUUCUGUCUUAUGCCAAUGAAAAUAAUGUUGAGGAAAAUAGCACUCUCAUUGGUGAUCAAUCUGUUGGAAUUGAGAUACAACCUGAUGCAGUCUCAUUCAGAACACUUGCAGCAGAUACCACUCCUAUGAGUAUUCGUUUUCCCAUUGAUAAUGAUGAAUUUGAUUUGGAUCACCCUACUGAAGGUUUUUCUUCCAUCCCAGAGGCCAUAGAGGAUAUUCGCCAAGGAAAGUUUGUAGUGGUUGUGGAUGAUGAGGACAGAGAAAAUGAAGGAGAUUUAAUUAUGGCUGCACAAUUGGCAACACCUGAAGCUAUGGCUUUUAUAGUGAAGCACGGAACUGGAAUAGUGUGCGUCAGCAUGAAAGGGGAAGAUCUGGAGAGGUUACAAAUCCCUUUGAUGGUAACCCAGAAGGAUAAUGAUGAGAAACUUUCUACUGCUUUCACAGUGACAGUGGAUGCCAAACAUGGUACAACCACAGGGGUAUCAGCUCGUGAUAGGGCAACAACAGUAUUGGCUCUUGCAUCCAGAGAUUCAAAACCUGAUGAUUUCAACCGCCCAGGCCAUAUUUUUCCACUGAAAUACAGAGAAGGUGGUGUUUUGAAAAGAGCUGGGCAUACAGAAGCUUCUGUUGAUCUUACCAUGCUUGCUGGGUUUGACCCUGUUGGAAUUCUAUGUGAGGUUGUGGAUGAUGAUGGUUCCAUGGCUAGAUUACCAAAGCUUCGCCAAUUUGCAGAGCAGGAGAAUUUGAAAAUUAUAUCUAUUGCUGAUUUGAUUAGGUAUAGAAGGAAGAGAGAUAAGUUAGUAGAUCGCUCUGCUGCUGCCAGGAUACCUACAAUGUGGGGGCCAUUUACAGCCUACUGUUAUAGAUCAAUCAUAGAUGGGAUUGAGCAUAUUGCAAUGGUUAAGGGUGAUAUUGGGGAUGGGCAAGAUGUUCUUGUGAGAGUGCACUCAGAAUGUCUCACAGGAGAUAUAUUUGGAUCGGCCAGAUGCGACUGUGGGAAUCAGUUGGCACUUGCCAUGCAGCAGAUUGAGGCUGCUGGCAGGGGUGUCCUGGUGUACCUCCGUGGACAUGAAGGGAGGGGCAUUGGUUUGGGCCACAAGCUUCGUGCUUAUAAUCUACAGGAUGAUGGGCGCGAUACGGUAGAAGCUAACGAGGAGUUGGGAUUGCCUGUUGACUCCCGAGAAUACGGAAUUGGUGCUCAGAUGCUUAGGGAAUUGGGUGUUCGAACAAUGAAGCUGAUGACAAACAACCCUGCCAAGUAUAUCGGGCUUAAGGGUUACGGUUUGGCGGUUUCAGGCAGGGUCCCGUUAAUAACUCCGAUUACCAAGGAUAACAAGAGAUAUUUGGAGACGAAGCGCGCUAAAAUGGGACAUGUCUAUGGGUUAGAAUUUAACAGCCGCUUAAGCAGCCUUAUGAGUGGCAAUGGUAAGCCUAGUGCUGAUGCUCUAUCUGAGACAUAACUCAGGCUGCCUGCCUCUUUUGGAUAAGGAUUCAGGCCGCCCGCCCGCCCUCUACCGGUCCGUCGAUUGUUCGUGCAGCAGAAAUAGGAAUUUUAGUCUCACGUAAAUUAUUUCUGAGUACAACACUUCUGGCUUUGACAAAGGUGGUAUUAACAUUCAUUCCAAUGAAUUAAUGAGAUACAAUUCAUUAUGAUUGCUAUA
Alnus glutinosa is the source of this 2025-nucleotide messenger RNA. Its product is annotated as bifunctional riboflavin biosynthesis protein RIBA 1, chloroplastic. Gene Ontology annotation, molecular function: GTP cyclohydrolase II activity; 3,4-dihydroxy-2-butanone-4-phosphate synthase activity. The transcript is spliced from 7 exons. Lineage: Eukaryota; Viridiplantae; Streptophyta; Magnoliopsida; Fagales; Betulaceae. Gene Ontology annotation, cellular component: chloroplast. Bases 145 to 1824 code for a protein of 559 amino acids. The record is from RefSeq and is a predicted model, not a curated record. Gene Ontology annotation, biological process: riboflavin biosynthetic process.